Molecule: messenger RNA, 2694 nt
Organism: Schistocerca cancellata (South American locust)
Lineage: Eukaryota; Metazoa; Arthropoda; Insecta; Orthoptera; Acrididae
Exons: 2
Coding region: 755-2329 (524 amino acids)
Source: RefSeq, a predicted model, not a curated record
CGGUUCAGUUGUUAAUCUUUCGUCCCUUACUGUCCAGUUUAAAUCAGACAAGUUUAUAAUUAGGAAGAAAUGUGACAAUGUGGCAAGAGUUAGCAAUGGUGAAGCUAGACCCAGUGUUAGUGGUGCUGUGUGUGACAACAAAGACACAGAUAGUGACGGAACUGUGGCGGUGACAAAAAACACAGUUCCUGGAAAAAAACAACGCUGUUAUCAGCCCUCUUGGAAACAGCAAUUUGCAUGGAUCGUAUACAAUAAGAAUCAGCAGACGCAGGCGUUAUUGGAUGCCCUUGGACAGCUAGUCCAGGGUCAACGUGCGCUGCAAAACGAUGCGGCCGCCGCCGCUUCAUCGCUACCGCAGCCACAACACGCAGUUGCACCCCAGUUUCGUCCAUUUCGUGCGGACGACGAAAGCUGGACGGAGUGGUCGCGCCAAUUUGGAUUCCAUCUCGCCGCCUACAGAAUUCAAGGUAAUGAGCGGCAGCCGUUUUUGCUUUCGUGUGUAGGUGUGUCCACCUACCGUGUGAUAGUGAAAUUGUUUCCCCGACGCGACGUAGCAACUCUGUCAUACAAAGAAAUUUUGUCUGCUUUAGAUGCCUAUUUCAAAGAAACAGUUAAUGUAGUUGCAAAAAGGUAUACGUUCUUUCGUACAAAACGUACGGCCAGUCAAACUAAUCGGGAGUGGGUUGCAACUUUGCAAGGCCUUACUAGGGAUUGUGCUUUUGCAUGUGACUGUGGACUCCCUUAUUCAGAUACUAUGGUGCGUGAUGCAAUUGCACAGAAUGUUUCUGAUGUUCGCAUAAGGGAACAGAUUUUGAAACUCGUCAAUCCCUCCCUUCAACAAGUGAUAGACAUAUUGGAUAGGCAAGACACACUUGACUUUGCUCAGGAAUCAUUUGAAACUUCGCCAGCUGUGUGUCGCAUUAACCGGCCCGCCGGGCGCGCUGCACGGAACUGUAAACAGCCUUUGCGCCCGUCCGCACAACCACGUGUCCCGCGAAAGCGAGCAAAUGCAGUGCUGAAAUCAUGCCCGCGGUGUGCAACUCGACAUUCGCGUGUGAAUUGCCCGUCACGCCAAGCUAUUUGCUUUUUCUGUAAUAAGAAAGGACAUGUUCAAAUUGUUUGCCGGAAAAAGCUUAGAUCGGAGACUACCAACCAUUCCAGGCCCUUUGCUUCGCGCCGGAAUCGAACCAAGGUCACUCAGGCUCGGGAACCUUCGCCCAUGGACAUUCAUGUCGUUAAUGCCACUCCGCCCAGUGUUCCUCUCUCUAACUGUGACUGUGUUCGUUCCACAAAAAGUGUGUGUCGACGUCGACGGAAAUCCCGUCACGUCGCAAGUGCUUCUGUACCAGUGUCUGUUCAAGUUGCACAAAACAGUCGCUCUUGUCGUCAGCAGGACAAUAAACUUUUUGUAGAUUUGGACUUUGCCGGACAAGUGAUACCAUUCCAGCUCGAUACCGGAGCUGCAGUUUCAUUGCUCAAUCACGCUACGUACAAACAACUGGGCGCCCCACCGUUGUGUGCCGCAAAGGUUCAGCUCACUAGUUAUUCAGGACAGCAUAUCCCUGUGUUAGGACAGUGCAGCCUUCUUGCCACAUAUAAGGGACAAACAAAACUAGUGUCAUUUUACGUUCUUCGUUCUUCUGCUGCAGUGAACUUGUUUGGUUUAGAUUUAUUUCAGUUGUUUAACUUGUCUAUAGUCAAUCAGGUCCUAUCAGUGAACCAGACUGUGCCUUCCGCCAGUGUUUCUCGUCUAUGUGAAGAAUUUGCAGACAUUUUUGCACCGGGCCUUGGUUGCGCUAAGAACUAUGAAGCACAUUUGGAACUAAAAGUCAACGCGCAACCGAGAUUUUUCAGAGCGCGCAAUGUUCCCCACGCAUUGCGUGAUGAGGUAGCCAGAACAUUAAACGAUUUAGAAUCACAAGGUGUAAUUGAACGUGUGCAGGCUUCUCUCUGGGCCUCACCCUUAGUAAUUUUGCAAAAACCUUCCGGAAAAUUGAGACUUUGUGUGGACUUCAAGGCAACAGUGAAUCCACAACCAGUGACUGCUCCUUUUCCUUUGCCCUGCCCGGAAGAUCUUUUUGACAAACUGUGCCCGGGAAAAUAUUUUUCAAAGUUGGACCUAGCCGAUGCGUACUUGCAAAUACCGGUGGACGAAGAAUCCCAGCGCGUAUUGGUGGUUAACACGCAUCUUGGAUUGUACACAUUCAAGACUGCCAUUCGGGUGUGCAUCCGCCCCUGCAUUGUUUCAGCAAUAUUUACAAACUAUUUGUGCGUCGGUCCCUACUGCAGCAAACUAUCUGGACGAAAUAGUGAUCUCCGGAAAGACUGAUGAAGACCAUCUUGCAAACCUACGAACAUUAUUUCAGGUCUUGCGACAAAAUGGUCUUCGCUUGAGGAAGGACAAAUGUGUGUUUUUUGCUCAUGACUUGCCAUAUCUGGGACAUGUCCUUAAUGCCCAAGGCAUACAUCCGAGUCCGGAGCACCUCCGUGCCAUACAGGACUUGCCUUCGCCGCAGACUUUGAAGCAGCUACAGAGUGUGUUGGGAAAAAUUAACUAUUAUCAUAGACAUAUUCCGAAUGCCUCUUCCAUUGCAGCUCCGCUUCAUCGCUUAUGCCGUAAGGAGGUUCCGUUCGUCUGGUCGACGGAAUGCGAACGCGCCUUUCGCCAGUUGAAAUCGGCGUUGCUUUCAAAUA